AUGGUGGACACAAUAGCACCAGAACUAGGCCAUCUAGAGGAUUCUGACAUCACCAAACUCUCAGCUAGGAUCAGAAUCCUCCUGGAUGCUUUUGAACCGCUUACUAUGGACUCAAUGGUUGACUUCUCUACUGGUGAAGAAGUCUCAAUUACCUUCGAAUACGAGAAGAUUGCCAACUAUUGCACUAUCUGCAAAAAACUGACACACACCUCCCGUACCUGCAACAUGAAAGAACCACAUCAGAGACGUGCUGACUACAACAACCACGUUGUUGAUGAGGGUUAUGGAGUACUUACUGUGGUCGACGCAACUCCUCACAGGGGGACAUGA
Molecule: messenger RNA, 330 nt
Organism: Raphanus sativus (radish)
Lineage: Eukaryota; Viridiplantae; Streptophyta; Magnoliopsida; Brassicales; Brassicaceae
Exons: 1
Coding region: 1-330 (109 amino acids)
Source: RefSeq, a predicted model, not a curated record